CAUGAUGGCGGGGUAGCGUGUGAAGGGAAGGAACAGUGGCAAUUAUGUAAUGUAGGCGUGUUGUAGGUUAUGUGUGUAACCGUAUGUGUAUUAAAAAUGAACGCAAGAUAACAUUAUUUAAAUAAUCGGCUUGUAAAUAUGAUUUAUAUUGUUUGCUUUAAAUUUAUUAAGAAUUAAAUUCUUAAGAAUAUUUAACUGAAAUUUGUUUAAGAUCAUGGCCAGGUGGCAGAUGCAUGUUAAAAGUAUAUUGUACUUUGUUUUAUCAUAUUUUAAAUAUGUUGCAUCAAUAUCAGAUCAUCCUGUUAUAUUGGUGAUAUCAUAUGAUGGUUUUCGCUAUAAUUAUUUGGACAAGAAUAUAACACCAAACAUGAAUAAAGUGAGAAUCAGUGGAUCCCAUGCGGAUUAUAUGAGGAAUGCAUUUAUAACAAAAACUUUCACUAAUCAUCACUCAAUUGCAACAGGAGUUUACCCUGAAGUUCAUGGGAUUCUAGCAAAUGAUGUAUAUGAUCCUAAAUAUGGUAAAAUUCUACACUAUGGUUAUGAAUUUUGGCAUUUCAAUGAUGCAGUAAUUCCAGUAUGGACACUGAAUGAGCAGGCUGGAGAAGGACGCCACAGUGGUGUCAUGAUGUGGCCUGGGGGAGGAGAUGAGGUGUACCUGAAUACGACACUGACAUUCAGCCAUAGUUUCAACUCCUCUGUUCCAUUCUUCGAUCGUGUUGACACUGUACUGUCUUGGAUUCUGCACCCACAGACACCUGCUAAUCUUGUCUUUCUAUAUUUUGAGGAGCCUGAUAAGACUGCACACAUAUAUGGACCUGAAUCUCAAGAAGUUCGAGAAGAAAUUUCUAAGGUUGAUAAUGUAACUGGUUACUUAGUAAAGAAAUUGCAAGAGAAUAAUUUGACAGAUUCAGUUAAUGUGUUCCUCUUGAGUGAUCAUGGGUUUGAAACAGUUACACCUCCAAGAAUCAUUAAUAUAACAGAAGUAAUUAAAGAAAUGAAUUAUACUAUUGUGGGGAAUUCCCCUGCACUUCAUAUUUAUCCACAUGAUGGUGAUGAGGAUGCUGUCUACAGUGCUCUGAAGAAUGCAUCUAAAGAAAUAGGGCAUUUCAGAGUAUAUCACAGGGAAGAAAUUCUUGAACGUUGGCACUAUAAGAAUAAUCGGCGUGCACCUCCCAUCUUUGUUUUGGCAGAUGAAUCCUAUGCUUUUGAUGAUAUGUAUCAGUAUGUUGAAGAUUAUGAAAAGUUGACAAAUAAAACAAUUACAGAUAAUGUAACAUUUGGUUUACAUGGAUAUGACAAUAAUGAAAUGAACAUGCAGCCAUAUUUCAUUGCGUUUGGACCACUGAUUAAGAAGCAGUACAAGAUUGAUCCAUUUGAUAAUGUGGAUCUGUAUUCCCUGUUCUGCUACAUGCUGCAUCUCAGUCCACCAGUCACAAAUGGGACUCUUGACAAUGUGAAGUGGUUGCUAGCAAGUGAACCAGAUCCUUCGUUACCAUACAUACUUGGUGGGAUUGUAGUGGCCGCGUUGUCCAUCACCGCUCUUGCAAUUCUGACCGUCUGCUUGUUGAGACACAGACAGAAGAAAACUGAUCCACCGACUCAGUCAUACAGGGCAAUUGGCAAGUUGGAUCCUGACAGAACACAGAGUGAAAUGGAAGCCCAGCAUCUGCUAGAAAACAAUGACAGUGAAGAUAAACAAGUAUAUAUAUAUAUAUAUAUAUAUGUAUAAAUGUAUCAUGUGACAUGAGGUAUGCUGUUACAUACUGAGAAUGUUUCUGCAUGCUUAAGAAUUUGUGUGAUACACUUAGUGCAUUGUCAUACAUAUUAUGAUGUUCAUGUAAUUCCAAAGUUAAAUACACGUUGUGUGGUUUAUGUAAUUGCAUUAUAGGUUAAUGAACAGUUGUGCAACAAUUUCAGAAAUUCAUUUAGAAUCAAAAGAGAUAUUAUAUUAAAUUGAACCAGUUUAAUAUGGAAUGCAGCUAACAGCCUAACAGUUGUCUGUACAUGACUAGUUGGAAAAAGCUGUCCUUCAGCAUGGUUUUGUAUAUGGUUAAGCUUGUUUCUGUAUUUGUAUAUACAGGGUGUCCCAGGAGGAAUGGACCAAACUUCGGGAGGGUGUUCCUUAUGUUAAAG
Messenger RNA from Cryptotermes secundus, 2133 nucleotides. Its product is annotated as bis(5'-adenosyl)-triphosphatase enpp4. NCBI's taxonomy places the organism in Eukaryota, Metazoa, Arthropoda, Insecta, Blattodea, Kalotermitidae. The transcript has 7 exons. Bases 215 to 1729 code for a protein of 504 amino acids. The record is from RefSeq and is a predicted model, not a curated record.